AUGAGCGAGAUAGGUUAUUUAUUGUCAUAUGAGGCCACCGAGUCCCUCACAACUAYAGAUAGCCGCGUUGUGGAUGGCGUUUUCUUCCAGCAUCCAGCGGCCAAGCUUGCAGACAAAAUUGGAGUGUUCCCCAUACUUCGUGCCGGCUUGGGCCUUUCUGAAUCGUUUCUGUCGAUCAUUCCAAAUGCACAGGAUACCCUUCAGCCGGUAGAAUACUACAACAAAUUGCCAAAAUUUCCAGAUAUUGAUGUUGCAAUUGUUUUGGAUCCCAUGAUUUCCACGGCUGGCACUGCUUGUGCCGUUAUUUCUUUGUUGAAGGAGAGGGGAAUCUCGAACAUUAUCAUGGUUUGUGUCGUUGCUGUUCAAGAGGGAAUCACGCGACUUGAAAGCAUACAUCCUGAAAUCAAAAUAUAUGCUGCUGCACUAGACAAAACACUCAAUGAAAAUGGCUACAUUGUCCCCGGCCUUGGUGAUGCUGGGGAUAGGAUUUUCAACACUUUUUAA
Molecule: messenger RNA, 504 nt
Organism: Mitosporidium daphniae
Lineage: Eukaryota; Fungi; Microsporidia
Product: uracil phosphoribosyltransferase
Exons: 2
Coding region: 1-504 (167 amino acids)
Source: RefSeq, a predicted model, not a curated record